CCCCCUGCCUGCUGGGGCAGAGAGGUCCCCACUGAUUCCCGGCUGCUCCCUUACCACCAACUAACUAUCCCGGCACCCGCUAUCCGUGCUCGCCUCGUCAAGGCAGCCCGCUCUCUUCACAGAAGGGUCCUUCUUCUUGAGCCCCGACUCCCACGGUUUCCAUCAAUUUGGAUCCGAAAACAGCUUGUGCCUGCUGUUUGCACGAUUACGGUAGCCCGAAACGCUCGGUCGCUCCGACAGAAUGCUCGACACGCUCCUGAUCCGUCUCGACGAGAGCAUCACCGAGCUCUUUGGACAAUGGAAUCUCUGGACUAGCGCCAUCUUCACCGUUCUCGUCGGGGUUUUGACGUACCAGAUCGCGACACGGCAAGAUCCAGACACCCAUCCGUUCAUUCUUGCCCGCCAAGCCCAUGGAUCGGCCGUCCGUCAACCCGGCGAAUCCUCCGUCUACAGAUCCCCGGCCGCUCCCCAUGGCAUGCCCCUCAAUGCCGGCUUGAAUGUGAAGGACCCGGGGGCCUCCAAGUGGUCGCGGGGACGCGAUGGAGACCUGCGGGACGUCUGGCGCCAAGCUAUUGCGGGCGUGCAAGAGGAUGGCCCUAACAAGGGAGCCACGGGUCGCAUUCUGACUGUGCUCGGCACCGACAAGACGAUUGAACACCCCCUCGCCGACGUCACCCGCCAGAUCAACCUGAUCGGCCAGCACAUCGCCGACCAGGGCGGCAACCGUGUGGCCAUCUAUCUCCCCAACUCGGUCGAGCUGCUUGCCACGCUGUUCGCCUGCGCCUUCUACAACUUGACCGCCGUGAUCCUGCCCUUUGACGAGCCCGCCGACGCCGUCCUCUCCAUGCUACGCCGGUCCGCGGCUGACACCGUGGUGACCGCGCCAGGGUCCUUCCCCUUUGAUGCCGUCGCCAAGAGCUACCCUUCCCUUCGCCAGCUGAUCUGGGUCGUCGACGAGGGCAGCAAGCACUUGGAUUGGAACGAGAUCCCUCAGGGUACUGGCGGCAGCGUCAGCGUCUCUACCUGGCAGGAGAUCGUCAACGACGGGUCCGUCGAUGCAGGCAAGGAGCUACCACCGCUAGAGGGGCAGAAAGAACCCCGCGAUAUCACCGUCUUCUGGAAGCCGAGGCCGGGUCAGCAGGAGGAGAUGGUGCGCUUCACUUCGGCCAACAUCGUUUCCGGCAUUGCCGCGCAGAUCUUCGCCAUCCCUACUGCGCAGCGGAUGGGUCCCUCGGACCUGUUCCUCCCCGCUGACUCCCUCGCCAACACGCACACUCUCGUCCUCACCUUGGCCGCGCUCUUCUCCAACGCUUCCGUCGCCUUCAACUCGGUCGCCGCGCAAGCCGACGACCUUGCCGUGUCCACGCGCGGCACCGUCUCCCCGACCAUUCUGGUCGCUACCCCCGCCGCCCUCCUCAAGACCCAUCAGGAAUCGCUUGCCCGCAUCAACUCGUCGCUUGUCGCCCGCAUCCGCCAUCGCCUGCAAGUCCGCAAACUGACCCAACACGGCGUCCUUCCCACCGGAAGCAGCAACAACAACAGCAAGCUGCGAUUGAUUCUGACCGCCGAGCGCGUCGGCGCUGGUACCCCCCUGCUUUCGACGGCCGUGCUGACGGAUCUGCGCGCGAUCACCGGCGCUCGGAUCGUGUACGCGUUGACGGCCGCCAAGGUUGCCGGCGCCGCGACACAGACUUUGUUUUUCGACUACAGGGUCUUGGAGGGCCAGCAGACCCACUUUGGGCCGCCGCUGACGAGCACCGAAAUCCUGUUCCGGGAUAUGGGUGAGUGGAAGACCACGGAUGAAGAGGGAAGCAGGGGCGAGAUUAUUGUUCGCGGACCUUCUGUUUCCGGUGGCGAGGCUGCCCUUGGUGUGGCCGGUAAGAUGAGGGAUGAUAACACGUUGGCGUACGUUUGAAUGGACUCGGUGAAUCAUGCACGCAUGGUAAGGGGACACACAUGACUUUCCGGCCUCGACGAGAUGUUUUCUCGUCGAGCGGUAUUCGCAGCAUUUAUCAGAGGUUCAAAUUACGUCUUCGACUGUCGGGUUCAGUUGCUUGGGUCUUCCCAUUGUUCCGCAACAUAGAACUAAUUCCCCUAUUUAUUAUUCCCUUACCACGAGCGAGCUGAUCAGUCAU
Molecule: messenger RNA, 2135 nt
Organism: Thermothelomyces thermophilus ATCC 42464
Lineage: Eukaryota; Fungi; Ascomycota; Sordariomycetes; Sordariales; Chaetomiaceae
Exons: 2
Coding region: 242-1915 (557 amino acids)
Cellular component (GO): endoplasmic reticulum; membrane
Molecular function (GO): long-chain fatty acid-CoA ligase activity
Source: RefSeq, a predicted model, not a curated record